Messenger RNA from Eptesicus fuscus (big brown bat), 3834 nucleotides. It is a transcript of the gene LACTB, whose product is annotated as lactamase beta. The transcript has 6 exons. NCBI's taxonomy places the organism in Eukaryota, Metazoa, Chordata, Mammalia, Chiroptera, Vespertilionidae. The record is from RefSeq and is a predicted model, not a curated record. The coding region runs from base 86 to 1759 and encodes 557 amino acids.
CCCUCUUUCCCCGUCCUCCUCCCCCAGCGCCUCUGCCGCCGCCCGGCCCGAGCGACCGCCGAAGCUGCGGGUCUCCGGAGACGCCAUGUACCGGCUCCCCUUGACCGUGACGACCCGGGCCGCGACCCCGCGGGGCUGGGCCUGGGGCUGCGGGCGGCGCGGAGCCCACCAUCGCGCGGGGCCGGGGCUGCCGCGGCUCGGGCCCGGCUGGGCCGGGGGCCUCGGGCUGGGGCUGGGGCUGGCGCUCGGGGUGAAGCUGGCGGGCGCGCUGAGGGGCGCAGCCCCCGCGGCGCCCCCCGCGGCCCCCGACCCCGAGGCGUCGCCCCAGGCCGAGCAGCCGCCGCCGCGGGAGCAGCCCCUCGCCCCUCGGUCUCCGCAGACCCCGACGGCGUCCACCCCCAGGCGCUACGCCAGAGCCAUUGACAGCAGCCGCGACCUGCUGCACAGGAUCAAGGAUGAGGUGGGCGCCCCUGGCAUCGUGGUUGGAGUCUCUGUAGAUGGAAAAGAAAUCUGGUCAGAAGGCUUAGGCUAUGCUGAUGUUGAGAACCGUGUACCAUGCAAACCAGAGACAGUUAUGAGAAUUGCCAGUAUCAGCAAAAGCCUUACCAUGGUUGCUAUUGCCAAAUUGUGGGAAACAGGAAAACUUGAUCUUGAUAUUCCAGUACAACAUUAUGUUCCUGAAUUCCCAGAAAAAGAAUAUGAAGGUGAAAAGGUUUCUGUCACAACAAGAUUAUUGAUUUCCCAUUUAAGUGGAAUUCGUCAUUAUGAAAAGGACAUGAAAAAGGUGAAAGAAGAGAAAGCUUAUAAAGCCUUGAAGAUGAUGAAAGAGAUGGAUUCCGACCAAGAAAAAGAGUUAAAAGAUAAAGGAGACAAAAAUAAUGAAAAGAAUGACUUUGCUAAAGCUAAGAUAGAGCAGGAUAAUGAAUCUAAAGGCCGGAAUUCCAAACCUGUCAAGAAAAAAAAUGAUUUUGAACAAGGUGAAUUGUAUUUGAAAGAGAAGUUUGAAAAUUCAAUUGAAUCCCUAAGAUUAUUUAAAAAUGACCCUUUGUUCUUUAAACCUGGUAGUCAGUUUUUGUAUUCAACUUUUGGCUAUACCCUACUGGCAGCCAUAAUUGAAAGAGCUUCAGGAUAUAAAUUUUUGGACUAUAUGCAGAAAAUAUUCCAUGACUUGGAUAUGCUAACAACUGUGCAGGAAGAACAUGAACCAGUGAUUUACAACAGAGCAAGAUUUUAUGUUUACAAUAAAAAGAGACAUCUUGUCAACACACCUUACGUGGAUAACUCCUAUAAGUGGGCUGGUGGUGGCUUUCUGUCUACAGUGGGUGACCUUCUGAAAUUUGGGAAUGCUAUGCUGUAUGGUUACCAAGUCGGGCUGUUUAAGAACUCAAAUGAAAAUCUUUUGCCUGGAUAUCUCAAACCAGAAACAAUGGUUACGAUUUGGACACCAGUCCCUAACACAGAGAUGUCUUGGGAUAAAGAGGGUAAAUAUGCAAUGGCAUGGGGUGUCGUGGAAAAGAAGCAAACAUAUGGCUCUUGUAGGAAGCAGCGACAUUAUGCCUCACAUACUGGAGGUGCCGUGGGUGCCAGUAGCGUCCUGCUGGUCCUUCCUGAAGAACUGGAUGCAGAAUCUGUACGUAACAAGGUUCCUCCAAGAGGAGUAGUUGUUUCCAUCAUCUGUAACAUGCAGUCCGUUGGACUCAAUAGCACCGCUUUAAAGAUUGCUCUGGAAUUUGAUAAAGACAGAGCAGACAUGCCUUAACGUCACAGGUGCAAAAUGAACUGUUUUGCUUUUUUAAACAUUAACUAAAGUUCCAAAAUACAUGAGGUUUUUAAGAAUAAAUUUGUAAUAUAGUAUAAUUGAAUGCAGAAAAUAUGUACCUCUAAUUGUUUAAUUUUGUAAUUGUCUUUUAUUGUAGGGUUAGUUCUUUAUACUCAGGGAAGUAACAAUAUUAUAUUUACUUUUUGGAAAAAAAGUUAAUUCUUGAAAUAAAAUAUUCUGAUGAAAAUAUAUACUUUUUGAAUGUGUAAAAUAGAGAAAAUCUCAUUCAGUAGGAACCUCCAAAUAUUGCUCUUUUUUUCCUUUUUUAAAAAUCCAUCCCCUCACCACCUCCCCUUUGAUAACCAUCAGCUUGUUCUCUAUAUCUAUGAACCUGUUUUGUUUUGUUUAUUAAUUUGUUUUGGUUGUUUUAGAUUUCACAUAUAAGUGGAAUCAAAUAGUGCUUAUAUUUCUCUGUGUGAUUUAUUUCACUUAGCAUAAUACCAUCUAGGUCCAUUCUUUUUUAUUGCUGCAUAAUGUUCUAUUGUACAUACAUGCCACUUCUUUAGCCACUCAUCUAUCAAUGGAUACCUAGGUUGCUUCCAUAUCUUGGCUAUUGUAAUUAAUGCUCCAAUGAACAUAGGGGUGUAUAGAUCUUUUUGAAUUAGUGUUUUUAUUUUAUUUGGAUAAAUACCCAGAAAUGAAAGUGCUGGGUCAUAUGGCAGCUAUAUUUUUAAUUUUUUAAGAAUCUCAAUGCAGUGUUCCAUAUGGGUGCACCAAUUUACAAUCCCACCAAUAGUGCACAAGGGCUCCUUUUUCUCCACAUCCUCAUUAUUUUAUGUUUUGAUGAUAGCUAUUCUGACUGCUUUGAGAUGAUAUCUCAUUGUUUUUGAUUUGCAUUUCCUUGAUGAUUAGUGAUGCUGAGCAUCUUUACGUAUGUCUGUGGGCCAUGAGUAUGUCCUCUUUGGAGAAAUGGCUACUUGUUCUGCUGCCAACUUUUUAAUUGGAUUGUUUGGGGGAAGGGGAUUUGGCAUUGAGUUGUAUGAGUUCCCUAUAUAUUUUGGAGGUUAACUCCUUAUCAGAUGUAUCAUUUAUGAAUAUCUUCUCCCAUUCAGUAGGUUUUCUUUUUAUUUUGUUGAUGUUUUUCUUCACUAUGUAAAAACUUUUCAGUUUAAUGUAGUCCCACUUGUUUACUUUUUGUUUGUUUGUUCUUCAUCUUGCCCAAGGAGACAUAUCCAAAAAGAUAUUGCGAAGACCAUCAAAGAAUUUACUGUCUAUGUUUUCUUCUAGCAUUUUUAUGGUUUCAGGUCUUACAUUUAAGUCUGUAAUCCAUUUUGAGUUUAUUUUUGUACAUGGUGUAAGAAAGUUGGUCCAAUAUAUUUUAGUACUAUUUGUCCAAUUUUUACGCUGCCACUUAUUGAAGCAACCAUCUUUACCCUCAUUGUAUACUUUCCUCCUUUGUUGUAGAUUAGUUGAUCGUAUCAGUGAGGAUUUAUUUCUGGACUCCCUAUUCUAGUCCAUUGAUCUGUUUUUAUGCCAGUACCAUACUGUUUUGAUUACUGUAGCUUUGUAAUAUAGUUUAAAAUCAGGCUUGACUGGGUCUAGAGGAUCUGAUUCCAAGAUGGCUCACCCAUGUGGCUAUAGGCAAAAGGGCUUACUUACUGGAUUUUGGCAGGAGGUCUCAGUUUUUCAUCACAUGAGCCUCUCCAAGGUAUUCUUGGCUAUUCCAUGGCUUCCUUCAGAUUGCGUGGAGUGAAAAAGGCAAAAGCCACAAUGUAUUUUAUAAUCUAGACUUGGAAGUCAUAUACCAUCACUUAUGCCAAAUUCUAUUGGUCACACAGACCAACCCUGAUUCAGUUUGAGAGACGACUAUGCAAAGGCUGAAUACCAGAGGUAGGGAUGGGUCAUUGAGAGCUAUCUUGGAGACUGGCUCCAAAAAUAGCUUAUUGUAGUGUGGCCAUAUGGGAAAUUUUGUUGUAACAGCCAUACAUAUGUAUAUUGGAAACUAAACUGAAUUCAGAAAAUUUCAAAAGGAAAUUGUUUUUUAUACACUCUAAUAAAAGGAGGGUUUUCUAUCA